Rotaria sp. Silwood1 is the source of this 3558-nucleotide messenger RNA. The record is from the annotation of a GenBank genome assembly. Lineage: Eukaryota; Metazoa; Rotifera; Eurotatoria; Philodinida; Philodinidae.
AUGAGUGGUAUUAAACGUACUUUUCUUGCUGAAGAAUGUUCAGCAACAACAAAUGAUAAUAAUUCAUCAUUAACAGAUAAUAAUAUUCAAUCAUCCAGUCCAAGUGAUUCUCCACAAUCAAAAAAGCUUCGACGUUCAUCAUCACAUCAGACGACAGAAUCUGAAAAUGAUGAUGAACCUCAAGAAGAUCAAUAUGAACAAGAAAAUGGCAUAACAAAUGGUCAUUCACCAGUUCAAUCAGAAAGAUCCGAAGAGGAAGAAGAAGAUGAUGAAGAUGAAGAUGAUGACGAUGAUGAUGAAGCAACUGAAGCUGAACCAGAAUGUUUUUCAGAUGAUUCAAUUGUUCAUGUCAGUUUUGAUAGUGGAAAAGAUGAUAUAUUUCGUUAUGAUGGUUCGAUUCGUUUUCAUAUUAUUGCACCAUCACGACCACAAUCUGGACAAUUAACAAGUGAUCAAUCAAUAAUACGUACAUUUAUAUGGACUUUAUUAGCAUUUUCAAAACCAAAUUAUGAUAGUUGUCAUAAUGAUGGUGGAACAUUUAGUCUUUUUCUUAAAUGUGAACCUGAAAAACUUUCACCGGGUUGGUCGAUAUUUGCUAAAGCUGAAUUAACUCUUUUACAUGCAAUUGAUUCAAAUAAAAAUUUUGUGAAAAAAAUCAAUCAUUUAUUUAAUGCACGUUCAAUUGAUUGGGGUUUUCAUCAAUUUAAAUCAUUAAAAGAAAUCUAUAGUGAAUUUAUUCAUUGGCCAGAUAAUACAAUUCGAAUUGAAGCAAAAAUUCAUGCUGAUGCUCCACGUAAUGUUGAAUGGGAUUCAAAAGGACAAACUGGUUUUGUUGGUUUGAGAAAUAUUGGUGCAACUUGUUAUAUGAAUUCAUUUUUACAAACAAUCUAUUUUACAAAAAAACUACGGCGGGCUGUAUAUGCUUUGCCAACCGAUAGUGAUGAUCAAUUACAUAGCAUUCCACUUGCUUUACAAAAACUUUUUUAUGAUCUUCAAUUCACUGAUCGACCAGUCAGUACAAAAAAGUUGACACGUUCAUUUGGAUGGGACAAACCAGAUGAAUUUUGUCAACAUGAUAUUCAAGAAUUUUGUCGAGUGUUACUUGAUAAAUUAGAAUCAAAAAUGGAAGGUACAACUAUGGAAGGUGUUAUUCCAUCGCUUUUUCAAGGUCAAUAUGUGCAAUAUGUUCGAUGUACAAAAGUUGAUCAUGAAUCUCGUGUAAAACAAACAUUUUAUGAUGUUCCAUUACAAGUACGAAAUAAUGCUAAUAUUACGGAAAGUUUUCGAGAUUUUUGUAAAAGUGAAAUUUUAACAGGUGAAAAUUUAUAUGAUGCUGGUAAUAUUCAUGGUUUACAGGAAGCAGAAAAAGGUGUUAAAUUUCAAAAGUUUCCACCUGUACUAUGUCUUCAUUUAUUACGUUUUGAAUAUGAUUAUAAUUUAUCUCAACAUCGAAAAAUAAAUGAUAGUUAUUCAUUUGAUUAUCAUCUUGAUUUAAGUGAAUUUCUUGAAAAUCCUGAUUGUUCAUCAUGUUCAUAUAAAUUAUUAUCAAUAUUAGUACAUAGUGGAGAUAAUUCAAGUGGUCAUUAUGUUUCAUUUAUUAAUCCAGCAUUAGAUGGACAAUGGUUUAAAUUUGAUGAUGAUGUUGUUGCACGAGUAGCAGCAAGUGAUGCUAUGGAAAGAAAUUUUGGUGGUACACAAGAUGAUGAUGGUAGUAUGUAUAAUACAUCAGCUUAUAUGCUUGUUUAUAUACGUGAAGAUUGUCAAAAAGAUGUUUUAUGUGAUAUUAAUCAAGAAGAUAUUCCUCAAAAUUUAAUAGCAAGAUUUGAUUAUGAUAAAAAAUAUCUUUUAAAACGUCGUCAAGAUAUGAUGGAUAAUGAUGGUUUUGUUGAUAUACAAAUUAUAUUAACAGAUGAUUUUCAUAUUCAACAAACAAUUUGUUUAACUGAUCUGAUUUGUGAAAAUCCUGUUGAAUUAUUACAAAAUAAACGUUGUUUACGAUAUAUACAAGCUCAGCAUGGAGAAAUAUUUCGUGUAUUUGCCAGACGCUUAGCAUAUGCAUUGGGAGUAAAUCUUGAUGAAGAUAUUCGAAUAUGGAUUGUUCAUACACAUGAAAUUCAUGUUAAUCAUCAUUAUCAUUCUCAAUCUCUUCUUACAUCUGCACUUGUUUUUUGUGAUGAUUAUGAUAAAAAGAUAAUCGAUCUAUUUGAAUAUGAUAUAUCAGAUCGUCGUACUUUAUCAAUAUUUGUUGAACAAAAAAUCUUUCUUAAUGGUAUUUAUCAAUUAUUAGCAUUUGAUAAAGAUGAAAAAUGUUUAAAUGAUAUAGCACUUCAAAUAAAAGUCUCUAUAUCACCUUCAACAACAUUUAUUGUUCAUCAAGCUGUACCUACACAUAAUCAAACACAUCAAUAUGAAUUAAUAAAAGCUUCAACUUAUGAUUUAUCAUUAAAUCAAGUACUUGAUCCAUGUUUAUCUGGUGUAUCAAUUAUAAUACAAAUAAUUGAUAUUAAUCAAACGAAUGAUGAUUAUCCAUUAACAACAGCGGAAGAUUAUUUUCGAAAUAUUGAAAAUCGUCAAGAAUUUGAUGUUUGUAAUCGUGAUAGUUUACGAAAUGAAUGUCUAUUUAAAUUAUAUCUUCCAAUGAAAACAACAGUUAAAGAAGUUAUUCGAUUAAUUUCUGAACGAAUUGAAUAUUCACAACAACAAAUUAUUUUACAAAAACCAUCAACUUCAACAUCAAUAUCAAAUAAUAUAUCUUCUAUCAAUUCAUUACAUAUAUCAUGUGAUCAAACAUUAAGAGAUCUUUAUUCAAAUACACGUGGUUCUGUUUCAUCUCCACGAAAACUCUAUUUUAGACGAUUACCUUUUAAUUAUACGGAACUUGAACAUCGUCGUCCGAUUCGUAUAUUUUUUACUAAUCCAACAAAAAAAGAUGAACAACGUGAAGUACAACUGUAUGUUAAAAAAUCUUCGACUGUUGCUGAAUUUCUUGAUGAAGUUAAACAAUGGAUACCUAGUGUUUGUUCAGAGAAUGGUAGUCAACAAUUAAGAUUAAUUGAAGUAACAUUGUCAAGUCAAAUAAAUUCUCUUCCAUUUCAUCUUCAUAUAUGGUCAAGUCGUUCAUGUAUGGAUGAACUUGAAAAUUGUUCAAAUCGAUAUUAUCAUUUAGAAGAAAUAUCUAAUGAUGAAAUUGAUCUUGAAAAAGAUAGUGAAUUGAUACCUGUUGCACAUUAUACUAAAGAAAAUAUUAUUCAAAUAAAUAUUCAAAAAUUUUUUCCAUUUCUACUUAAAGUGAUACAUAAUGAAUCAUUUGGUGAUGUUAAACAACGAUUACAAACAAAAAUGGGUCUUGUUAAUAGAGAAUUCGAAAAAUAUCGGUUUUCAAUAUUUAAUGGUAGUAAAGUAAUAUCACGAUGUGAUGAUAAUAUGGGAAAGAUUAAUGUAAAUGAAUUGAAAUUAGUACAAAGUAUAUGCUGGCUUGGUUUAGAAUUACCAUCGAUAUCAAAUCCACGCAAGACUCGAAAAUCACUUUUUUCAGAAAAACCGAUUCGAAUAAACUAG